AUGUUCGCAAGACGUGCAAUUCCAUCGGCCUUCAGCGCCGCGACUCGGGUAUCGCGCCCUCUCGCCCCUACACCUCGGUUCCUCACCCAGAUGCAAAUGCGCAUGCUUUCCGAUGAUAUGCGCAGCGCAAUCGACAAAGCUGUUGCGUCGGCACCUGUUGUUCUGUUCAUGAAGGGUACACCGGAGACUCCGCAAUGCGGGUUCUCAAGAGCAAGCAUACAGAUUCUGGGCAUGCAAGGAGUAGAUCCGGAGAAGUUCACAGCAUUCAAUGUGCUCGAGGAUAACGAGCUGAGGCAAGGUAUCAAAGAGUACUCUGAAUGGCCCACGAUACCCCAACUGUACGUUGAGAAGGAGUUUGUGGGAGGCUGCGAUAUUCUCGUCACAAUGCACCAGGACGGAACACUCGAGAAGCUGUUGGCUGAGAAGAAGGUGCUUGUGCCGGCACAGCCCGAAGGUGGCGAGACGAAAGCUUAG
Molecule: messenger RNA, 474 nt
Organism: Periconia digitata
Lineage: Eukaryota; Fungi; Ascomycota; Dothideomycetes; Pleosporales; Periconiaceae
Source: the annotation of a GenBank genome assembly